AAUACAAACACAGCUUGACAUUCACACUUAUACUUAUGGGGGAAAGCUCGGGUACAUCGCUAGAGAUCACAGUAAUAUCUUGCGAAAACCUUCGAGUGACGGAGGACCCCUACGUCGUCGUUCGUGCCGAGUCCUUAAACUGCUUCACCACCAAGAUGGCGAAAGAUAGUGGGAGCAACAACUCCAGUUUGUUCUCGUGGAAUGAGAAGGCAAUGCUGAAGCUGCCGGUGCAUGCAAGGUCCAUCACCUUCGAGGUUCAAUGCAACAGGUUCAAGGCUGUGAGACCCGUUGGGGUCGCCAGAGUUGCAGUUUCCGAUUUCCUCGCCGGUGGCCCGCCGGGAAAUUCCGUGCACGUGUCCAGUUGCCGGUUGAGGGACUGGGAAGGGAAAGACAAUGGGGUCAUUCGUUUCGCGGUGAGGGUAGUCCCGCCGUAGGUUAAGGGAACAGCAUAAAGUUUAUGGAAUUCUCGUCUUCUUAGUCAAAUACCAUCACCAUACAAGUUUAAAAUAUUAAUUUCUAAAAGUUUUUCUUUAUUUAAAAAUAAAAAAAAUACUUUACAAUAAAAACAACUCUAAAAUCGAUUGUAAACUUGUAUUGAAGUAAGUUCUAUAUUUGUAAACAUGAGUGAAGUUUUUUAUAAAGUGGAUUGUGAAGUUCUUGAGUGAAGUUUUUUAUAAAGUGGAUUGUGUGCUUGGGAUAA
Molecule: messenger RNA, 700 nt
Organism: Cajanus cajan (pigeon pea)
Lineage: Eukaryota; Viridiplantae; Streptophyta; Magnoliopsida; Fabales; Fabaceae
Product: BON1-associated protein 2
Source: RefSeq, a predicted model, not a curated record